This is a messenger RNA of Nematostella vectensis (starlet sea anemone), 456 nucleotides long. RefSeq lists its product as uncharacterized. Bases 1 to 456 code for a protein of 151 amino acids. NCBI's taxonomy places the organism in Eukaryota, Metazoa, Cnidaria, Anthozoa, Actiniaria, Edwardsiidae. The transcript has 3 exons. The record is from RefSeq and is a predicted model, not a curated record.
AUGAGCACGUAUCUCGCUAUACUGACCACCGCCACAGUUCUUCUUUGGGGAGUCCACCUUCACCGUUCGGCCACUAUCGCAGAGCUCGUCCAGUACUCAGAGCCCAACACGGCUUUAGUAGACUCAGCGUACAAGAACGACGUAGCGGACCUCGGCGAAUGCAACCACAAGUGCGAAGAAGAUGAGAAGUGUCUCAGCGUCAACUACUGGAAGGUAAAUAAGAAGUGUGACUUAAACAACGCGACAAAGGUCAUGUACCCAGAACAAGAGAAUAAAGACAGGACCGCCAUCUACGCCAACAUUCGUGCGGCGAAAAACUGCCUCGAUGUGCUGAAAGCCGGAGGAAAGAGCAACGGUUUGUACACAGUGAAGCCAUCAGCGGACGGCGAUGCGUUCAAGGUGAGGAACCAGGGUACAGAACAAUGUGUACACAGGGAGACCACCAGGGUUGAAUGA